CCUCCCUCAGUGAGACUCCUGCGAUCCCGUCUUCACACAAACACACGCUCGCACAGAACACAGAACUCUCGGCAACUUUUAUGAGCCUCAACAUGGCAACCCUGCCUCGCUUCUGAUUCCAACGAGAGGCAGGGACAUCGACGCGUAAGUCACAGCUGGGGCAGAAAGACAGGAAGCUGCCACUGGGUCACAUACUGCGCUUUACUACAGGGACGCCGCUGAUCUGGGACCAGCUGGAAGGACAACAUGGGUUUAUGGACAGCACUGAUUCUGGCCUUGCAGCUUCUAUUCAAACUGUGCUCCCACGUGGAGGCCCAGGCUUUGGUCUAUGAUCUGCUCACCUCACCCGAUUGCCUGCCAGACCUGCUGCAGGGGGGUCUGAGCGAGCAAGGGGUAAAUGAGGUCUUCAUCCUGACCUCCUUCAAGCUGCAGCCCAAGUCCGGGGCCACUGUGUUCAGCCUGUACAACCCCAGGGACAACAGCAAGUACUUUGAGUUCACGGUGAUGGGGAAACUCAACAGAGCCGUGCUGCGCUACCUGCGGAGCGACAAGAGGAUGAGCUCCGUGACCUUCAACAACCUGGUGCUGGCCGACGGCCAGCUGCACCGCCUGCUGUUCCACCUGCGGGGCCUGCAGCAGCAGGGGCCCGGCGGGGUGGAGCUGCACCUGGACUGCCGGCUGGUGGAGACGGUCAGGGAUCUCCCUGCGGCCUUCCAGGGUUUGCCGGCGGGGUAUGGUACGGUGGAGCUGAAGACCAUGCAGGCCAGAGAGCAGGAGAGUUUAGAUGAGCUCAAGCUGGUGGUUGGAGACUCCUUUGAGAAUGUUGCUUCAUUACAAGACUGUCAUUUCCAACAAAGAGACUCUGUUCAAACUCUAGGGGUCAACACAAAGCAGCUGUCAAAUCAAAUGCUGGAGUUAACGAAAGUGAUAAACGAGCUGAAGGACGUCCUCAUUCAGCAGGUCAAAGAAACCUCAUUUCUCAGAAACACAAUCUCAGAGUGUCAGGCCUGCGGUCUGGGUGGAACGGAGGAAGUCAAACCGAGGUGUGCCCCCGGCGUCUGCUUCCGGGACGACAUGUGCAUAGAAACAGUGGACGGCGUGGAGUGCGGCCCUUGUCCCGAUGGCUACACGGGGGAUGGCUUCAACUGCGACGACGUGGAUGAGUGCCAGUUUAACCCCUGCUUCCCUGGAGUGAAGUGCGUGAACACGGCCCCCGGCUUCCGCUGCGACGCCUGUCCGCUGGGCUACGUGGGGCUGCCGGUGGAAGGAGUGGGCAUCGUGUUUGCCCAAACCAACAAACAGGUCUGUGAUGACAUUGACGAAUGUGAAGGACCCAACAACGGAGGCUGCACCGACAACUCCAUCUGUCAGAACUCUGUGGGCUCCUACCACUGCGGCACCUGUAAGACGGGUUUCACGGGGGAUCAGGUGAAGGGCUGCAAGCCGGAGAUCAGCUGCGGCAACAGCCUGACCAACCCCUGCGACGCCAACGCCAAGUGUGUCCUGGAACGGGACGGAUCUGUGUCCUGUCAGUGCGGAAUCGGCUGGGCCGGCAACGGCUACCUGUGCGGGAAGGACACGGACAUCGAUGGGUACCCGGAUGAGAAGCUGAAGUGCAAGGACGCGAGCUGUAAGAAGGACAACUGCGUCUUCGUUCCCAACUCCGGCCAAGAGGACGCAGACAGGGACGGCCAGGGGGACGCCUGCGACGACGACGCCGACGGCGACGGCAUUCCUAACGUGCAGGACAACUGCUGGCUGAGGCCCAACGUGGACCAGAAGAACAGCGACAAGGACAGUCACGGCGACGCCUGCGACAACUGCCGCAUGGUGGACAACUCCGACCAGCGCGACACCGACGGCGACGGCAAAGGGGACGCCUGCGAUGACGACAUGGACGGAGACGGUCUGAAGAACUUCCUGGACAACUGCCAGCGUGUUCAGAACCGGGACCAGCUGGAUCGGGACGGAGACGGGGUGGGAGACGCCUGCGACAGCUGCCCCGACAUCCCCAACCCGAACCAGUCUGACGUGGACAACGACCUGGUUGGAGACUCCUGUGACACCAACCAAGACAGCGAUGGCGACGGUCACCAGGAUACCAAGGAUAACUGCCCGCUGGUGAUCAACAGCUCCCAGCUGGACACCGACAAAGACGGACUGGGUGACGAGUGCGAUGACGACGACGACAACGACGGGAUCCCGGAUGUCAUACCUCCUGGACCCGACAACUGUCGCCUGGUUCCAAACCCCGACCAGACGGACGACAACAGUGAUGGCGUCGGAGACAUAUGCGAGUCCGACUUCGACCAGGACAAAGUGAUCGACCGGAUUGACAACUGUCCUGAGAAUGCUGAGAUCACCUUGACGGACUUCAGAGCCUAUCAGACGGUGGUGCUCGACCCCGAGGGCGACGCUCAGAUCGAUCCCAACUGGGUUGUUUUGAACCAGGGAAUGGAAAUUGUCCAGACCAUGAACAGUGACCCAGGUCUGGCUGUUGGCUACACAGCUUUCAGCGGUGUGGACUUCGAGGGGACGUUCCACGUGAACACGGUGACGGACGACGACUACGCCGGCUUCAUCUUCGGCUACCAGGACUCGUCCUCCUUCUACGUCGUGAUGUGGAAGCAGACCGAACAGACCUACUGGCAGGCGACACCCUUCAGAGCGGUGGCCGAGCCCGGCAUCCAGCUGAAGGCUGUGAAGUCCAGGACGGGCCCUGGGGAGCACUUGAGGAACUCGCUGUGGCACACGGGCGACACCAACGACCAGGUGCGCCUCCUGUGGAAGGACCCCAGAAACGUGGGCUGGAAGGACAAAGUGUCCUACCGCUGGUACCUGCAGCACCGCCCCCAGGUUGGAUACAUCAGGGCGAGGUUUUAUGAGGGAACGGAGCUGGUCGCGGACUCUGGCGUGACUAUCGACACGACCAUGAGGGGAGGACGCCUCGGCGUGUUCUGCUUCUCGCAAGAAAACAUCAUCUGGUCCAAUUUGAAAUACCGCUGCAACGACACCAUCCCUGAGGACUUCCAGGAGUUCAGCACUCAGCACGGCGUCGACUCGCUCUAAGGUCAGGAGGGUCGAGGCGACGCCGGCUCUCCAGAGAUUCCAGCGCGUGGGUGUGUGAGCGUGUGCGAGAGGGAGCGUGGGCGUGUGUGGGCGUCUGUGGCCCCGUGUAUUGAUGUGUACAGGUUCUGUGCAUGUGUGAUACGUACUGCGUGUGCCUAUUAUUGUGUCUCGUUCCUAUUCUGACUAAUCAUUUUAUGAUUCCAGCCUUAUAACCAGCACAAACCAGCCCUGCAUCAGAUGUCUUCUGUAUUGAUCACACAGGGGCCAUGCUGCACUGUGUUUAACUAUCAGCGUGGUAUUUUUACCCCUUUUGUGGAGGCAAUGAACAGGCUCACUUUUGUAUGACUCAGACUCCGCCUUGUCUCACUGUAGAUGCUUGACUUAGAGCUCAGCGUAUCUGUAUUUUCUUGUUGAACCCUUCAAGCUCUUGAACAUUUCUCGUUUGUAACCAUGAACCUGGUCAAAAUAAAGGGCUUUAAAAUACA
This is a messenger RNA of Betta splendens (Siamese fighting fish), 3554 nucleotides long. It is a transcript of the gene thbs4b, whose product is annotated as thrombospondin 4b. The transcript has 22 exons. Gene Ontology annotation, biological process: cell adhesion. NCBI's taxonomy places the organism in Eukaryota, Metazoa, Chordata, Actinopteri, Anabantiformes, Osphronemidae. Bases 247 to 3069 code for a protein of 940 amino acids. Gene Ontology annotation, molecular function: calcium ion binding. The record is from RefSeq and is a predicted model, not a curated record. Gene Ontology annotation, cellular component: extracellular region.